Messenger RNA from Nanorana parkeri, 1482 nucleotides. Its product is annotated as heat shock 70 kDa protein 12A-like. Lineage: Eukaryota; Metazoa; Chordata; Amphibia; Anura; Dicroglossidae. Bases 109 to 1353 code for a protein of 414 amino acids. The record is from RefSeq and is a predicted model, not a curated record. The transcript is spliced from 6 exons.
CUCCAUUGACAGGCCGGACUGGUGUCUCCCGAUAACCCCGAUCAGCUGAUCAUUGCCCUGGAACCUGAAGGAGCGUCCAUCUACUGCCGCAAGCUCCGCCUCCACCAGAUGAUCGACCUCAGCAAUAAGGCGGCCAUCAACGGGGUCAGCCCAACAGAUCCAGCCAAAGAUCACACGCGGAAGAACCGGCAGAGCCGAAUAUUCAUGGUGGAGAACGUGAUUGGAGAGUUAUGGUCGGAGCUGGAGGAAGGGGACAAGUAUGUUGUGGUGGAUUGUGGGGGAGGAACCGUGGACCUGACCGUGCACCAGAUCCGGCUCCCGGAGGGCCACCUGAAGGAGCUCUACAAAGCAUCAGGUGGGCCGUACGGGUCUCUGGGCGUGGACUUGGAGUUUGAGAAGCUUCUCUGUAAGAUAUUUGGGGAGGAUUUCAUCGAUCAGUUUAAGGUGAAGCGGCCGGCCGCCUGGGUGGAUCUGAUGAUCGCCUUCGAGUCGCGUAAAAGAGCCGCCGCGCCGGACCGGACCAACCCGCUGAAUAUCACCUUACCCUUCUCCUUCAUCGAUUACUACAAGAAGUUCCGGGGCCACAGCGUGGAGCACGCGCUGCGCAAGAGCAAUGUGGAUUUCGUCAAGUGGUCCUCGCAGGGAAUGCUGAGAAUGAACCCGGACGCUAUGAACGCGCUCUUCAAACCCACCAUGGACCACAUCAUAGAACACUUGUCCAACCUCUUCCAGAAGCCGGAGGUCAGCGGGGUGAAGUUCCUCUUCCUGGUUGGCGGUUUUGCCGAGUCUCCGUUGCUCCAGCUGGCGGUGCAGCAAGCGUUCAGCAGUCAGUGCCGCGUCAUCAUCCCCCAUGAUGUGGGUCUGACCAUCUUGAAGGGGGCGGUCCUCUUCGGCCUGGAUCCCGCCGUCAUCAAGGUGCGCCGCUCUCCCAUGACGUACGGCGUCGGGGUCCUGAACCGCUACGUGGAGGGGAAGCACCCGGCGGAGAAGCUGCUGCUGAAGGACGGCACGCGCUGGUGCACAGACGUGUUGGAUAAAUUCAUUCUAACCGACCAAUCGGUGGCUCUGGGCGAGACGGUGAAACGCAGCUACACGCCGGCCAAACCUUCCCAACUCAUCAUCAUCAUCAACAUCUACUGCUCGGAGCGCGAGGACGUCGGCUUCAUCACCGACCCCGGCGUACGCAAGUGCGGCACCCUGAAGCUUGACCUGACCGGGGCGGACGCCACGCCGCUCCCCACCCGCAGGGAGAUCCAGACCAUCCUGCAGUUUGGGGACACUGAGAUCAAAGCCUCCGCGCUGGACACCAGCACCUCCAAAUGCGUCAAAGUCAGCAUAGACUUCCUAAACUAGGACUCCGCCCCUUUCCCCUCCCCCAAAUUCCCAGCUCUCCAGUAUCCUGACCAUCCCGGGGCCCCGUUAUAUCACGCAGCUAACGUGUGGGGGAUUAGCGCCAUCCACUCCCCUCCAGCACCUGCUGGG